AUGUUCCUUUACCCUCAACUUGCGUUGAAAGUCACCAGGACAUACAAGUUUGGGAGCACGGGACACCAUUACCUGAUGGGAACCCUGGGGCGCUUCAACAUCCGUGUCACUGGGUCUGGAGAUGCCAAUACCCGUCUGGAGCCGUACUUUGCCCACGGCAACGACGCAACCAUGUUUGAAAACGGCAUGAACGGCGGUGUUUACUUCCUGGAGCUUAGGAGAUUGGUCCUCAAGGUCGUCACAUCGCUCUGGAAGCUGGGAGGCGAGGACUUGCGCUACGACUCCCGAUACCACGGCGGCGGCCGAGAUUCUCACAUGCAACUCGGUACUCUCGACUUGCACUCGAUUCUCAAAAAGACCACUAGCACGGUUAACUGCGUCGACAUCAACGGCCUGACCAUGGCAGCGCUCCACUCCCUUGGAAGAACAGCUCCCAGUAGCAAUACUGCGCCCGCCAUAGUGAAAGAUUUGAGGUUAGUUGCCCAGUUCCCGUGGGGCUACAUCACAAGGUGCUACCUGUUCGGAUACGAGGGGGUACCUUGCAACAACGUUUACUGGAUUGGCCGCUACGACUGGGUCGCCGGCCACGUGGGGAGCAAGGACGCCAAGCAGCUCGUCGGCCAGCAUGACCCGGAUCGGACCAUGUUCAAGUUUCGCUGCAUCUUGGGGUUUCGGUCGAGCCGCGACGACACGCUGCGCGCCGUCGACGUGUGCCGCGCCGGCAUCGCCGCCAAUGGAGACCCCGUCAUGUAUGCCAGCCAGCUAACGGUGAGCAGCUACUUGAACUCGGCCGACGAUGGGGCCGAUGCUGCAAAGGUUCGCGCUAUGGAAAAGCAGCAUUACCCCUUGCAAUACUGGGCCGCCUAG
Messenger RNA from Lasiosphaeria miniovina, 867 nucleotides. RefSeq lists its product as uncharacterized. Bases 1 to 867 code for a protein of 288 amino acids. The transcript has 5 exons. Lineage: Eukaryota; Fungi; Ascomycota; Sordariomycetes; Sordariales; Lasiosphaeriaceae. The record is from RefSeq and is a predicted model, not a curated record.